AUGAUUCACGAGAUUGAUGAACGACUAUUUCCAGGUUUUAGUCACUUUAAAAAGAUCGGUGAAGGCGCAUUCGGAAAAGUAUUUACAGCUUUGAACUCUAAAACGAAUAUUCAAGUUGCAAUUAAAUGUGUCGAUAAGAUUAAUUUGAUGACCGAAGCCAAUAGAACUGUUUUUCAAUCAGAAUUAGCUAUUUACAAUAAAAUUGAACAUCCAUUUCUAACCCAAUUUUAUGCAACAACAGAAGAUAACGCAGGUGUAUACAUAGCACUAGAAUUUGGAGAGAAAGGCACAUUACUGGAUAGAAUAGUAUCUCAAAGGAAACUGAAAGAACAACAAUCCUGUAAGAUAUUCUGCGAAAUUGUUUCAGCACUCAAUUAUUUACACAAUACUGCAAAAAUCAUUCAUAGAGAUAUCAAAGCCGAAAAUAUUAUAGUUGACAAUAAUGACGAUAUUAGGCUAAUCGAUUUCGGCUUAUCUUCUUUCAUGAACACAAAAGAAGAAAUGAAUGAAAGGUGCGGAACAUUUGUUUAUAGCUCACCAGAAAUGCUACGUGGAAUUCCAUACACCCAAUCUAUUGAUAUCUGGUCAUGUGGAAUAUUAUUAUAUUUAAUGGUUACCGGAACAUUUCCUUUUGCAUCAGAGGAUCAAAGAGAACUCAAACAAGACAUCUGUUUCAAAGAUCCACAAAUACCAACAUCGAUAUCUCAGGAUUGCCGCGAUUUAUUAUUAAAAUUACUGACAAAAGAACCUUCUGAAAGAAUUACCAUCGAAGAGAUUGCAGUACACCCAUGGAUAUUGGCAAAUAGAGCAUCAUAUUACCCAACAACUCAAUUCAAUGAAAACCUUAAAUAUGUUAUUACACCACAUGAUAAAUCAGACAUUAAUUCAUUAGUAGUUAAUAGCCUCUCGAAGAACGGAUGCAAUAUUUCUACAUUAGAGUCUGAUUUAUUGGAUGGUCGCUUGACUGAAUCCACUUUUAUAUAA
Trichomonas vaginalis G3 is the source of this 984-nucleotide messenger RNA. Its product is annotated as protein serine/threonine kinase protein. The record is from RefSeq and is a predicted model, not a curated record. Gene Ontology annotation, biological process: protein phosphorylation. Gene Ontology annotation, molecular function: ATP binding; protein kinase activity. Lineage: Eukaryota; Parabasalia; Trichomonadida; Trichomonadidae. The transcript has a single exon. Bases 1 to 984 code for a protein of 327 amino acids.